CUUUUUCUGUUGCCAGGUAACAUAGUGGAAUGGUGUUUGCCUCAGGACGCUGACCUGGUCGGAGUAGAGUUUAAGUCUAUGGCCAGCGGAUCCCAUAGAAUCUCUUCAGACUUCAUCUAUUUCCGCAAAGGCAGUUACUUUGGGCUUGCGUGCUUUGCGAACAUGCCGGUGGAGAGUGCGCUGGAAAGAGGGGCUCGGAUGAAGUCUGUGGGGAUUCUGUCUCCUUCCUACACCCUGCUGUACAGAUACAUGCACUUCCUUGAGAACCAAGUCAGGCAUCAGCUGGAGUCUCCGGGGCACUAUACUCAGUUAGAGGCUUUUUAUGAAGACAAGAAGGGUGUCCUGCCCAUUGGGAAUGGAGCAGCUACCUCCCUCCAGCCAGUCCACUGGCUGCCUUCCAUCAACAGAUGCAUGCACCCUGAAAUGAAGAUCACACACCCGGCCGGCUGCAUGUCCCAGUUCAUUAAGUUCUUCGGGGAGCAGAUGAUCGUCCUGUGGAAAUUCGCCCUGCUCCGGAAACGCAUCCUCAUCUUCUCUCCUCCUCCUGUGGGGGUCGUCUGUUACAGGGUGUACGGCUGCUGCAGUCUGGCGAAUGUGUCCCUUCCCGGAAUCGGGGUCUCUGUGCCAGAGUUUCGGCCGUUCUUCUACAUCAACGUGGCUGACAUCGAAGUGCUGGAGAAUGAGGUCUCGUAUGUAGCCUGUACGACAGAGAAGAUUUUUGAGGAGAAGAAGGGUCUGUAUGAUGUAUAUGUGGACAAUCAGAAUGUAAGAACGCAUCACGAGAACCUGCAACCGCUGCUGAGGAUAAAUGGUGCCGACCGAGACAAGUAUCGUAAACUCAGCGAACAAAGGCAGAUGCUGCUCUACUCCCAGGAGGUAGACCGGGACUGUAGCUCCAAUGAAGAGGACCUCUUCAUUCUGUUUUUCAUGGAGCAGAAUAACCGGAUAUUCCAGAUACUGUCGGAGGUGUCGGCCAGCCAGGACAAGACGCUGACGGAGGAGCACAUGCGGGGGAUGGGGCUGGACCCCCAGGGAGACCGCAGCUUCCUCAUCGACCUGCUGGAGGUGUACGGCAUCGAUGUCAUGCUGGUCAUAGACAACCCCUGCUGCCCCUGAGCUGAGGGGCUGUCCGCCUGUGUGCCUCUGUGUGACUGUGGCUCAGUGUCUGUGACCUGUAUCCACAAAGCUAUUGGAUAUACAGUAGUGUGCAAAUGUAUUAGAACACCCCUUUGCUUCUGUUGUUUUGAUUUGUUGUGCAUAUGAAAUCAGACCACUGUAAUGAACGUCUUGGAAAAUUGUCAAAAUAGGCAAAUUAGUGAUUGUCUAAUUUAAAUGAUGACUUUAAUAGGCUACACAUGCAAUUAAUUUAUAAUGGUAAGAGAAAAGGAAUACAUAGCCACAAAUGAUAAAAUGCACGAGACUUAGAAGGUGUUUAAGAUGUCUAAUUAAAUCACAAAGUGGUCGAACAUUUCCACAUGAGUGCCUAUUGUUCUAUAUCACUGAUUACUGACAAAAAAUUGAAAUUCUCACCCCCAGAGGUUUUCAUGCAGGUACAUAUAUAAAGGAUAUAAAUGACAACUGUUGAGGUGUUCUAAUACAUUUGCACAUGACUGUUUUAGAAAAAGAAAAAGCAAAGGUCUACAAUAUGAUACAUUUGCCUACGAGUGACGGCCAAAAAUAAAAUAUUUGCUAUGAAAGCUGUUUUAACUAACUAAGCUUACAUUUGUAGAAAUUGUUUAUUGUUACAUUCAUAUUUCUUUCCUGUGUAUCGAAUCCUAUGCAGGCUGUUUUUGGGGUAAUUUGCUUAAUGUGAGCGCCAUUGUUAAACAACUUCAGUGUUCAGUUUGUUGAUUAGCAUUGCAAGAUGUGAUGCAUCACGAAGUAUGUAUAUAUUGUAUAAGUAUGAUGUUGUUUUAAAAAUGGAUGCAAAGCAUUAAAAGCUAGCAAAAUUGCACAAGUGGACCUCAUUCAGUACACAUAGAAAAAUAAUAUUGCAACAGACUAGGGAUGGGACGAAUACAGCAUUUCCGAAUAAUUUUCCUUUAAGGUCUCACUGAACCAACACAGUUCAAUUGAAAGCCGGUUACACUUUUAAAUCACACAAUUAUGUUGUGCUGUGUGUAUAAUCUCCAAAGUGCUUUCAAUUAAAAACAAAUUGUCGCCUUUUAAUCUGUAGACAGAUGAGUUUCGCGUGGCCGAUGCAGAUCCACAUUAUAAACACAUAAGCAUAACAAUAGUGUGUAACGUCUUCAGGUAGGGUUUAAAAAAAUCCAUCUUGUUACAAUUCUUCGAUCUGUUGAUGUUGAGAUUUAAAAGUUUUAAAUUGAGAUGAGGCAAAACAUACACGAUGAUAACUGGCCAGUUAAAAGCCGACAAUUCCCUUUGAAUGGAAAGCACUCUGCAGAACCUAAUGACAUAAUUCAAGAGCGUCACCAUGUUCAAAUUAAAUGUCGGUUCAGUUUAUUUUUUAUUUUUUUUAAACCCUACCUGAAGAUGUUACACACUAUUGUUAUGCUUAUGUGUUUAUAAUGUGGAUCUGCUUCGGCCACGCGAAACUCACCUGUCUACAGAUUAAAAGGUGACAAUGUGUUUUUAAUUGAAAGCACUUUGGAGCACAACCUAAUUGUGUGAUUUAAAAGUUUAACCGGCUUUCAAAUGAAAUGUGUCGCUUCAGUGAGACCUUAAAGGAAAAUUAUCCGGAACCGCUGUAUUCGCCCCAUCCCUACAACAGACUAGUCCAUUACUGAAAAUAAACCCUAUGGUAGUUCCAUCAGAGGUUAAAAUAACUUCCAUAGUAAAUAUUUAAUUUAUGGAUGUCACUUGUAGGAAAGAUUCUUAUCUUGGACCAUUUUCCUUCCUGGGAAAGUCAGGAUCAUAUCUUCAUUUCUGGGGUUUCUUUAAAACAA
Molecule: messenger RNA, 2906 nt
Organism: Acipenser ruthenus (sterlet)
Lineage: Eukaryota; Metazoa; Chordata; Actinopteri; Acipenseriformes; Acipenseridae
Product: DENN domain-containing protein 11-like
Exons: 8
Cellular component (GO): cytoplasm
Source: RefSeq, a predicted model, not a curated record